Insectozyma verbasci is the source of this 732-nucleotide messenger RNA. The record is from the annotation of a GenBank genome assembly. Lineage: Eukaryota; Fungi; Ascomycota; Pichiomycetes; Serinales; Debaryomycetaceae.
AUGGCUAGACAAAACUUUGUUGGAUUAGUCGUUUCCCAAGGGAAAAUGUCUAAAACAGUUAAAGUUAGAAUUUCCAAUAAAGUUUACGAUAAUAGAAUAGAUAAAGAAAUUGUUAAAAGAAAAGAUUAUUUAGUUCAUGAUGAAGGAAAUGUUUGUAAAGAAGGUGAUAUAGUUAGAAUUGAAUCAAUACCUAAAAUAUCAAAAAGAAAAUAUUUUGCCAUUGCAGAAUUUAAACAAAAUAAGGGCCAACAAUUUGCUCAAUAUGAAGAUUUAGCAAAAUCAAGAAUUAAAGAAGAACAACAAUUAUUUUUAGAAAGUUUUAAAAAUCAUAAAAUGGAAUUUAAUAAGAUUAUAACUCAAAUAAGUGAUAUGAAAAAAUUGGAUGAAUUAUCAUAUAAACUAAGAAAUGGAAUAAAUGACGACAGUGUGAAUGAUGAAGUUUUAAUUAACGAGAUUAAUGAUAUUAAAGCAAAAUAUAAUAUAAAUUCAUGGCCAACCACAGAAUCAACAUUGGAAUUAGAAGUUAAUAAACCAGUUUAUACAAAUGAAGAAGAGAAAAGAGUAUUUUUUAUGGACUUUAUACUUGAACAAUUGAAUAAUGAGAAAUUUCAACAAUAUAAAAGCAACAUAUUAGGAGGUAAUGUUGAUAAAAAGAAAAAUAUACAGAAGAAUUUAAUGAGAACAUGGAUAUUGAAUGUCAAUAAUGAAUUACCAUUUAAAUUACCAGAAUAG